Molecule: messenger RNA, 333 nt
Organism: Triticum turgidum subsp. durum (durum wheat)
Lineage: Eukaryota; Viridiplantae; Streptophyta; Magnoliopsida; Poales; Poaceae
Source: the annotation of a GenBank genome assembly
AUGGAGCACGCACAGGACGAGCUGAGCCUCGAACUCACCCUGGCCGCCGCGGUCGUGGCGCCGGUGCCCGGCUUCUUCCUAUGCGUCUACUGCCACCGCAAGUUCCGCACCUCGCAGGCGCUCGGCGGCCACCAAAACGCGCACAAGGAAGAGCGUGCCGCUAAGCGCCGCCGGGACACUGCAGCCCCGACUGCGCACGCUUGGAAGCCAGGGAGGUCUGUGGCCGCUCUAUGGGUGUCCGAGGAGCCAGCAGCAGAAGGUGGCAUGGCGCACAAGCGCAGCAUGAGCUCGUCGGGGCGCGACCAUGAGCUCGACUUGUCCCUCCGGCUAUAA